AUGCCCUCUGGUCCUCGGUUUCCUCACGAGGCGCCAUUGUGCCGCUGGUGCCGUGUGUUGUCUAUCGCUGGCUUUCCUAGUGAGGAUGACGAUGCAGUAUCAGCGGCAGUAUCCUGUGGUUUAUCUUGCGGCAGUUUGGGAUCUGCUUAUCGAUGGACUGGAGAUCCUCAAGCUGUGCAAUCAGAAUCGCUCCGUGCCUGGUCUACCAUCGGCACGUUGGCUAUCCUGGACACUCUAAGAGUCCUCUGGACAGUACCAGCGCCUUUGAUAAACUGGCUGUCGGAGCGAAAGUCGUAUGUCCCGAGGAUGAAAGGUGUAGAUCGAUGGGCUCUGAUAUGCGCCUGGGUCGGAUUGGCAACAUUACUUCUUCGGGUCAUGAUGGCGAUUGAGGGAUACCGGGACUAG
Messenger RNA from Aspergillus tanneri, 405 nucleotides. RefSeq lists its product as uncharacterized. Bases 1 to 405 code for a protein of 134 amino acids. Lineage: Eukaryota; Fungi; Ascomycota; Eurotiomycetes; Eurotiales; Aspergillaceae. The transcript has 3 exons. The record is from RefSeq and is a predicted model, not a curated record.